This is a messenger RNA of Chenopodium quinoa (quinoa), 3652 nucleotides long. RefSeq names its product pre-mRNA-splicing factor CWC22 homolog. Lineage: Eukaryota; Viridiplantae; Streptophyta; Magnoliopsida; Caryophyllales; Amaranthaceae. Gene Ontology annotation, molecular function: RNA binding; protein binding. Gene Ontology annotation, cellular component: catalytic step 2 spliceosome. The transcript has 8 exons. Bases 221 to 3451 code for a protein of 1076 amino acids. The record is from RefSeq and is a predicted model, not a curated record. Gene Ontology annotation, biological process: mRNA splicing, via spliceosome.
AUAAUUGGACGAUACGAGUAGUAUAAACACUCAACCCAUUUCUUUAUAAGACGGAUCCAACCCAUUAAUAACUGUGGCGGGUCAUAGGGAUCCAAGGCGUCCAACCCAUUGAAUUGCUCUAUUGAAGCGCACUCAACGUUCUCCAUUGAAGCGCAGUUGCCGUUCUCCGUUGAAUCUAGUUUUUGUAUCCCCGAUUGAAGCAGCUUCUGAGGGUUCAACUAUGAAAUCAGAGCUGUUUUCCGCUCAUGUUAGGCAUGUCAGUGAGAAUGAUGGGGGAGAUAAGUAUAGGGAGAGGAGGAGAGGAAGUGAGAGGCGAGAGCGGGGGCAGGAGCAACCGCGGAGAUGGAUGGAGGAGGAAGGAGAUGGGAACAGGAAGAGACGGGAUGAAAGAGAAAGUAAUGAAUUUGGAGGGAGUGAUUCAGAGAAUUCUGAUAAAGAGCGGGAUAGGAAGAGAAGUGAGAGGCGAGAGGAACCGAAGAGAAGGGUGGAGGAGGAUGGAGAUGGAAAUAGGAAGAGAAGAGAUGAAAGAAAUAGGAAUGGACGUGGAGGGAGUGAUUUAGAGAGCUUUGAUGAAGAUAGGGAUAGGAAGAGAAGUGAGAGGCGAGAGGAACCGAAGAGGAGGGUGGAGGAGGAUGGAGAUGGAGUCAGAAAGAGAAGAGAUGAAAGAAAUAGGAAUGGACGUGGAGGGAGUGAUUUAGAGAGCUUUGAUGAAGAUAGGGAUAGGAAGAGAAGUGAGAGGCAAGAGCAGGAGCAGGAUCGACCCAGCAGAAGGGUGGAGGAGGAUGGAGAUGGAGAUAGGAAGAGAAGGGAUGGAAGAGAAAGGAGUGGGCAUGGAGGGAGUGAUUCAGAGGGUUCUGAUAAAGAGCAAGAUAGGAAGAGAAGUGAGAGGCGAGAGAGGGAGCAACCUAGGAAGAGAUCCGAUGUGGAAGAAGAUGGUGACGAGGAGAUUAUAAAGGAAAGAGAUAGCAGGGAGAAGAAUAGGAGCCUAGAGAAUGAUUCAGAAAGUUCUGGUGACGAGAGGAAUUGGAAGAGAAGUGUGAAACGAGAGCAAGAGAAGCCUAGGAAAAGGUUGGAUAAUGAUGAAGCUGGUGAUGGGAAGAGAAGUGAUGAUAAUGGACGUCAAGAGAAUGAUUCAGGGAAUUCUGACGAAGAGAGGGAUAGGAAGAAAAGUGAGAAACGAGAAAAGGAGCAACAUAGGAAGAGGUUGGAUGACAAAGAAAAAGAUGACAAGGAAAUAGUCAUUCAAGGCAGGCAUGGUAGAAGAAAGAAUGAAAGAAGCAGCAGGAUUGGGCGUCAAGGGAGUGACUCAGAAAGCUCUGGUGGGGAUAGACGACGGGAUGGGGAGAGACGCAGACGUGAAAGAGAGAGGAGAAGGCACCGAUAUGACUCGGAUGAUUCUUCGGAUUCUGAUGGGCGUAGAAAGAGGCAUAGCAUGCGGAGGAGUGAUCGAAGAGAGGAUAGGACUAGCAAACAAACCCAUGAUUUUGAGGAAGGGGAAAUAAGAUCUAGGAAGGAAAGGAAUGAGAAAGUGUUUGAGUCAAAGCAAGACGGCAGGAAUGUGAUUGGAGAAGAGCCUGCAAAACCACAAACACAGUCUACUGCAGCAAAUAUGAAUCCAGGUGGUGAUCUUAGUACCCUUGGCAGGACUGGAGGAGUUUACAUCCCACCAUUUAAGUUGGCUCGAAUGAUGAAGGAAAUUGAGGACAAAAGCAGUGUGGAAUAUCAGCGUUUGACAUGGGAUGCCCUUAGGAAGAGUAUCAAUGGUUUGGUAAACAAAGUGAAUGCCAUUAAUAUCAAGAACAUUAUUCCAGAAUUGCUUGGUGAGAAUCUGAUCAGGGGAAGGGGACUGUUUUGUCGAUCAUGCAUGAAGUCCCAAAUGGCAUCACCUGGUUUUACUGAUGUAUUUGCUGCUCUGGUUGCUGUGGUCAAUACCAAGUUCCCUGAAAUCGGGGAUCUUCUUUUAAGGAGGAUUAUUCUACAGCUAAAGAGAGCUUACAAGCGUAAUGAUAAGCCUCAACUGAUGGCUGCUGUUAAAUUCAUAGCUCAUCUUGUGAACCAGCAAGUUGCUCAUGAGCUUGUUGCUUUGGAAUUGCUCACCAUUCUGUUGGAGCAGCCUACUGAUGAUAGUGUUGAGGUUGCAGUUGAUUUUGUCAAAGAAUGUGGCUCCAUUCUUCAAGACCUUUGUCCCAAGGGUCUUCAUGGUAUUUUUGAACGUUUUCGAGGAAUUCUUCAUGAAGGAGAGAUUGACAAAAGGGUUCAGUUUCUGAUUGAAGGCCUAUUUGCCAUUAGAAAGGCUAAAUUCCAGGGGCAUCCAGCUGUGCGGCCGGAACUGGAUCUUGUGGACCCAGAAGAUCAGCUUACUCAUGAGAUGUCACUGGAAGACGAAAUAGAUCCUGAGACUGGUCUUGACAUUUUCAAACAAGACCCUAAUUUCGUGGAAAAUGAGAAAAAGUACGAAGAGUUGAAGAAAUCCAUACUAGGAGAUGAGUCAGAGGACGAUGAUGGAUCUGAUGCUGGGUCUGAUGAUGACGAGGACGAUGAAGAAGAGGAUGAAGACGAAGAAGAGCAGCAGAUGCAGAUAAAAGAUGAAACCGAAACCAACCUUAUAAAUCUUCGAAGAACUAUAUAUUUAACAAUAAUGUCCAGUGUAGAUUUUGAAGAAGCUGGCCACAAGCUGUUAAAAAUCAAACUUGAGCCUGGGCAAGAGAUGGAGUUGAAUAUAAUGUUACUGGAGUGCUGCAGCCAAGAGAGGACAUAUCUCAGAUAUUAUGGUCUUUUGGGCCAACGGUUUUGUAUGCUUAACAAAGUGUAUCAGGAAAAUUUUGACAGAUGCUUUGUUCAGCAAUACUCCAUGAUACAUCGACUUGAGACAAACAAAUUACGUAAUGUGGCCAAAUUCUUUGCUCAUUUGCUGGGCACUGAUGCUCUUCCUUGGCAUGUUUUAGCUUACAUUCGUCUGACUGAAGAGGACACAACUUCUUCAUCUCGUAUCUUCAUCAAAAUCCUUUUCCAGGAAUUGUCUGAGCACCUUGGUAUCCGGUUACUCAAUGAACGGCUAAAUGACCCAGCAAUGCAGGACUCCUUUGAUUCAAUUUUCCCUAAAGAUAAUCCCAGAAACACACGUUUUGCAAUCAACUUCUUCACAUCCAUUGGGCUUGGAGGAAUAACAGAGAACUUGAGAGAGUACCUGAAGAACAUGCCACGAUUGAUAAUGCAACAACAGAAUCCAGAGCCGGAAGUGCCAGAAGAUGAAUCUGAUUCUGGUUCUGGUUCCGAUUCCGGUUCUGGUUCAGGUUCAAGUUCAAGUUCAUCAGGCUCGGAGUCGUCCUCUGCUGAAUCUGAUUCUAGCUCCGACGCAAGUUCAUCAAGCUCAGACGAUGAUAGGCGUAAUAAAAGGAAGAAGAAUGACAGUGGUGGUGGUAGAUAUAGGAAACGGAGGAAGGGAGACUAGGAAACACAGUGAAACCUUCUCUUCCCUCUCAGGUCUUCUUGCAUCGGAGAAACAAGUUUUAUGUCUUUUCCUUAGUCUCCGUCAAAUGUAGGUGAUACUAUGUAAAAAUGGAAACAUAAUUUCUACUUGCAUAGCUGAUAAAUUUUAUUGAAGGUUUUGUAAUUGCUUGGUCCAAUUUGUCUCAAUUUUUUGUUGUUGAAA